AUGGAAAAACAGAAGUAUGCUGGACCAAUACCCCCUAUCGAGUAUUACGAUCCCAAUAAUAUGAAGGUUGAAGAUAGGGAAAAGUUCAUUAAAUGGUACCAGGAACGUGUGGCUGAAAACUAUGUGUUCGAUUUCGAGAAGGAGUUUGUUGAAUAUUGUGUAUCUGAUGUCGAUAUUCUCACGCAAGCCUGCCUCAAAUUCAGAAAACUCAUGAUAGACGAGGGGAACGUAUGCCCGUUUACAGAAGCCUCAACACUACCCAGUGCUUGCAACAAGAUUUUCCGCCGCAAUUUCCUCCAGCCCGAAACUAUAGGUAUCAUUCCUAAAAACGGGUACAGGUUAUGCGAUAACCAAAGUAAGAUCGCGCUCCAAUGGUUAUUGUGGGAGGAACAAGAAAGAGGGGUUGAAAUCAUACAUGCUGCAAAGCAGCAGGAAAGUAUUGUCGCGGGAUGUAAAGUAGAUGGGUUCUGUGAAAAAUCAAAACAAGUGUUUGAGUUUCACGGUUGUUAUUACCAUGGGUGCCCUAGAUGUUACAAGUACGAGCGCCAGGUACCGCUGAAAGACGACCCUACACAAACAUUGGAUUCCCGGUACGAAAAUACGGUUACUAAAACUCAACAUUUAAUAGACCAAGGCUACGAGGUGAUUGAAAUGUGGGAGUGCGAUUUCCGGCGCAAUAUGAACGAUGAAAUCAGACAAUAUACCGAAGACCAUCCUCUACUUAUCAAUUUACCACUAAAUCCGCGCGACGCUUUUUACGGGGGCCGUACGGAAAAUAUGAAAACCUAUUACAAGUGCCGGGACGGAGAACAAAUCAAAUACGUCGACGUUUGUUCGCUUUACCCGUGGGUGAACAAGUACGGAAAGUACCCCGUAGGACAUCCGGAAGUUAUCGUCGGUAAUGAAAAGUGCAAUAAACUUAAUCUGCUUGAAACAGAUGGACUGAUUAAAUGCAGAAUUCUUCCACCUCAGCAGCUGAUCCAUCCCGUAUUGCCCGUAAAACUGAACGAUAAACUCAUGUUCGUGUUGUGUUACACGUGCGGUAAAACAGGGUCCAGAGAGUGUAGUCAUAGCGAUGAAGAGCGGGUAAUUAACGGAACAUGGGUUAUUGACGAAGUGGUGAAGUCGGUUGAGAAAGGGUACCUUAUACUAGAUAUUCAGGAAAUCUGGAAGUAUAAGGUAACGCAGUAUGACCCGGAGACAAAAGAAGGGGGUUUAUUUAAUGGAUACAUCAGCAAAUUCCUAAAAAUAAAACAAGAAUCAUCAGGCUGGCCUUCAUACUGUACAACGCCCGAAUCCAAAGACCAAUACGUACGAGAAUAUUUGGCAAGGGAAGGUGUUACGCUAGAUCCCCAAAAGGUGGCUGUAAAUCCGGGUCUUAGACAGUUGGGUAAAGCGGUUAUCACCUCGUUUUGGGGCAAGUUAGGACAGAGGGAAAAUCAGGGAAAGACGUCUAUUGUGAAUAGGCCAGAAACCCUGUUUUCCAUGCUAACUAACCCUGCAACAGAUGUCAACUCCAUACUGCCUGUGAACGACGAUACUUUACUGGUAAAUUGGUCGUUUAAAGAUGAAGCGUACGAUGUUUUACCAACAGUAAAUGUAUGUUUAGCUGCAUACACCACGGCUCAAGCCCGCCUGAAAUUAUAUAGCUACCUGGAAAAAGUUGGUGAUAAUGCUAUUUACACGGACACCGAUAGCGUUAUCUACCUAUCGAAGGCAGGGCAAGAAGAUAUUCCGCUUGGAAAUUUUCUGGGAGAGAUGACUGACGAGCUGGAGGGGUAUGGCGAGGGUAGCUACAUUGAUGAGUUUGUGUCGGGAGGGCCUAAGAAUUAUGCGUAUAAGGUAUAUUCUCCUAAAUCCGGGGAAUAUUCCAUAACGUGCAAGGUUAAAGGUCUUUCCCUAAACUACAACGCCUCUCAAACCGUGAAUUUUGAAACCAUAAAAUCCAUGGUUUUAACAGAAGAAGAGCCCGAACCUGUCCCAAUAAUAUACAAACAGAUACGGAGAACCGGGGAUCACAAAGUUAUGACUACACAACUGACUAAACUAUACAGACCGUUGUCGACCAAAUGGAAAUUCGACGAGCAAGGUGGUUCAUUACCGUUCGGGUUUAAAAAAGCUAGACUGUAG
Sitophilus oryzae (rice weevil) is the source of this 2130-nucleotide messenger RNA. RefSeq lists its product as uncharacterized. The coding region runs from base 1 to 2130 and encodes 709 amino acids. The transcript has a single exon. The record is from RefSeq and is a predicted model, not a curated record. Gene Ontology annotation, molecular function: nucleotide binding; DNA binding; DNA-directed DNA polymerase activity. Gene Ontology annotation, biological process: DNA replication. NCBI's taxonomy places the organism in Eukaryota, Metazoa, Arthropoda, Insecta, Coleoptera, Curculionidae.